Fonsecaea multimorphosa CBS 102226 is the source of this 567-nucleotide messenger RNA. RefSeq lists its product as uncharacterized. The transcript is spliced from 3 exons. Lineage: Eukaryota; Fungi; Ascomycota; Eurotiomycetes; Chaetothyriales; Herpotrichiellaceae. The record is from RefSeq and is a predicted model, not a curated record. Bases 1 to 567 code for a protein of 188 amino acids.
AUGGCGGUAUCAAGGAUACUUGGUCGACAAAUCAGUGACAAUCCCGGCAGCGACGACACCGACAGCACCGACAACGGAUACUGGUGGUACUCUCCUACUGCCGAUGCCAUCAAGUGGGCUGUGAUCGCAGCUAUCCUCCUCGCCUUCUCCUUGUACUUCCUCGCAGGACACUUGCAUGCCAGGCGGAGGAUGCAGAAGGGCUUGCCGCCUCUGGCCUAUCAUCGGUGGCUCAUCUCACGCCGUCAAAAGGCUGCCUUCCUGCAACAACACCCACAGUAUGCGAGUCAAUUCGCGUUCUACCGGGCACAGCAAGAACGUGUAGGCCCAUAUGGCUAUUCGUACACUGCCGGGUCUGGACAGGCUUAUCAGAUGGGUGGAAUGUACGGACCGCCUCCACCUGCGUAUCACGAACCAGAGUACGUCCCAGCAUACACUCCUCCGCAGGAAAAUGCUCCGAACAAAGUCAACCAGGACCAACGCUACGACCCUCCCAGCGGACCACCUCCAGCAACUGCCAACGCAGCCGCGGAACCAACGCAGCCUGAGCCGGCAAGGGUGGCACCUUGA